AGUUAGAUAGUUUUUGGUUGGUACAACUAGCAGGCUGUAAAUUCACGAACUGUAGCUCCAAUAAAUAAUUUUUCCAGUUUAUUUGUGAAAUAUGUUAAACAAUCGGAUGGAUUUACACGAUGGCAACAUGUCGCAAGUUUGGAGAAAAUGACUAGGUGACUUGCUUAACAACAGUGGCUUGGACAUUUGUGAUAUGUUAAUCACAAAAGACAAGUGUCUAAAAUGGACUGAAGUAAUUAGUUAGUUGCUAACUAUUGAGAUGUGCUACUAGCUGUACAUGUAAAUAAAUGACCAAUAAGCACUAAGUUAUACAUGCCUACAAAUCACCAAGCUACAUGAACAUCAUGCACUAAGAAAUAAGUUGUUACUAUUUGCAUGCUCUGUCGCCACUUUUUAAGGUCAAUUCACCUCCACAUACAUUUGUUUUGCUAACCACACAUAAACAGAGCUGAUCAUGUCGCUAGCAGAGCAGUCCCAAAAGUGGUUCCCAACUCAUGUCCAAGCCACUGUUCUCCAAGCAACUGACCUACAAGCUAAGAGUAAGAAUGGCACCAACGACGCCUACACUAUCAUCCAGCUGGGAAAGGAGAAGUACUCGACAUCUGUGGCAGAGAAAACACUCAGCCCAGUGUGGAGAGAAGAAGCCUCAUUUGAACUGCCAGGUCUGCUUCUGGAGGGCAACCCAGAAAUCUACGAACUAUGCCUCAUCGUGAUGCACAGGUCCCUGGUGGGGAUGGAUAAAUUCCUGGGCCAGAGUACCAUCAAUCUCAAUGACAUUUUUGAUAACAAGGAGAGAAGGAAAACUGACUGGUACUCCUUGGACUCCAGGCCAGGGAAGAAGAAGAAGGCGAGAGGGAAGAUCCAGGUCAGCAUCCAGUUCAUGAGGAACAACAUGACGGCCAGCAUGUUCGACCUCUCCGUAAAGGACAAGCCCCGCUCGCCCUUCACCAAACUCAAGGACAAGCUGAAGGGUCGCAAGCACGAUGGUGGCUUCUCCGACACCACCUCAGCCAUCCUGCCCAGCUCUGCCAUGUGUGACUCGGAGACCCUUCGCCAGCCCAGUGCUCCGGAACAUCAGCCCCAACCGGAGCCCAAGAUCAAGAGACCCUUACUGGCCGGCUCCCAUAAGCUCUCUGCUGCCCACUCCAUGUCCGACCUCAUUGGCACCCACUUCCGCCCCAAGCUGGACUCUAUGAACUCCAUCGAGGAGCUGGAGAAAGGGAGUGGUGCCGCCCCUCACAGGCGCUCCCAGAGCGAGGUGCCAGGCUACCAGAACACAGAAGAACACUGUGACCCUUUUACUGAUAUCAGCGAUGGCCUGCCGCAGAAGUACGCCACCCUCCCACGAAACCGCAACCCGUUCGAGGUGGAGCAGGUCCAGCUGUGGGACAGAGGGGAGAAAAAGGAGAAGAAGGAGAAGGUCAGCCUGCUGGAACGUGUGACCGGGAAGAAGGAGGGACGCAAGACCAACGGGGGGCGUUCGGGCAGCUCUGGAGACCUGCGCUCGCCUAAUCCCUUCAACAGCGACUCUCAGGGCGACAUCCAACCAACCAACCCCUUCAGCUCACACUACAAAGCAAGUGAUAAAAAGCCCACCAGUAAUGAAGACAUCCGAAAGGCGAGAGAGAAACAUGGCAAGAAAAAUGAGACAAAGCAGCCGAGCGUGGCCUCCUAUAGCAACUUGUCUUUUGAUGAGGUGGUGCGCGAGCUCAUCAAGCAGAAGGAUGUGGUGAAAAAGAAGGACGCGCAUAUCCGUGAACUGGAAGACUACAUUGAUAACCUGCUGGUCCGUGUUAUGGAGGAUUCGCCGAGCAUCCUACGGACACCCUACGAGCCCAACAGGAAAGCGGGGAAAAUCUCCAAAAAGAAGUAGAGUCAAGGUAGAGUAGGGUCCAAAAAAUAGUGUCUUGUAACAGUAAUAUCCCAUCCUAGCCAUUUUUGUAAUGUAUUGUGGGUAUGGAACAUAAAAUUAAGAGAAGGGGGAUUGACCAAUGCCAAAUCGGUCGUUUUGAUUUCUUUACUGAAACUGCAUUGAUGCAGUUUAUACGUUUUUAUAGGUUUUGUAUGCUGUGAUUUGAGUUUACACCGGUUUCCCCAGCAGAAUAGUACAUCCGACGACAUAAAUAAGACAUUUUACUUGCAUUAUAACUAACCCCAUGGCUGUCCCAUUGUGAUAGGUAGGCUAAUCUCUGAAUCAGUUGCUCUAUAUUGAUCCACUCAUCCUUUUUAAUUUGAUACCUCCUGCUCUGUUGUUUGUAUGGCAUUCCUUCCUCAGGUGAAUUGAAAUAAUGUGAAAUUACAUCAUGUAUCUCACAAAUUCAUGAGAACACCUUAGCAGAAACCAGUGGAAUUCAAAUUAGCUAGCACUGUGUUGACCUCAUUUUCCGUUGAUUAUGAGAUGAUGAGGAACAAACUAGUGGGGUUAUGCCAUGCCUGACCGUUUCCCAAGGCCUUUAAUAGUGUAUGCCAUGGACCUGUGCACUUUCACACACAUAACGUAGGCGUAGCUCAGUUGGUAGAGCAUGGAGCUUGCAACGCCAGGGUUGUGGGUUCGAUUCCCACGGGGUGCCAGUAUGAAAAAAUGUAUGCACUCUGGAUAAGAGCGUCUGCUAAAUGACUAAAAUGUAAAAUAACAUAUGAAAAUCCCAGACAGCUUCUGGAGCGAUUGUGUGCACAUGGAACCACCAUCAAGCUAGAUUUGCGUUUUAACACUGAUAAGGCCAUCUAGAUUUGAUUAAAUAUUUAAAGUGUGUACCUCUUCACCGCUCACAUCAGUUGUACUGAAAAAUUGCACGAUUAGAUUUGAAAAAAGAAUGUCCUCGAGCUUCCAGUAAAGAGAGAAACAACUUCCUCUCUGAUUAUGAUUGAACUAUGCCUCUUUUAGCCUCUCCAAGAGGCAAAAAUCUCAUGAUUAGGUCAUCUCAUGAUUAGGACACUGGCUAUCCUAAGUUGAAUGCACCAAUUUGUAAGUCGCUCUGGAUAAGAGCGUCUGCUAAAUGACUUAAAUGUAAAAUGUAAUUAUUGGGCUACGGUUGCUAUAGUAUUUUAAUAAGGGUCUACUUUUUUAUUUUGUAUUUGAUUGCACGCCUCAAUUAUCCCCCCAAAAUGUAAUCCGUUAAACAUUUAAUAAAAUGUAUAUGGCCUAAGUGUUAAAACGUAUCCAAACAAUUGUGUUAAAAAACAAAAAGGGCAUGGUCUAGGGUUGUGCGCGUGAGUGCAUGGGUGCUAAGGUGCGGAGAGUCAGUGCAGGUGGUCAGUUCAAGUGUUCAGCAUUCUUUUGGCUUCUAUAUAGAAAUAGUCUCUGAGCCUGUUGGUAUCAGACAUCAUGCUCCGAUACCGUCUGCCCGACGGUAAGGGAGUGAACCGCUGGUGUGUGUGGGGUCCUUGAUGAUGCUGCAGGCCUUCCUCAGGCACCGUUUCCAGUAUAUGUCCUGGAUGUGUGGGAGCACGGUCCCAGUGAUGUACUAAUAACCAGCUGAGCUAGCAGACAAUGUAACAAAAGUAGUUUUUCAGAUUCGAAAAGUACUCCAACAGGCUCUGCAUUUCAGGAAUCACAGAAGCAAGUGCUCCUGGUGCACUGUUCAAUUAUUUAGCCAUUUAAACUCUGUUUUUGGAUAAAUUCAGUUUUUGCAAUGCCCUCAAUGGCUUCCAUGCGUUUAAAACGUGAGCUUGUCCGAGGGGUCUGACUCGACAACACUUUCUAGCUGAUUCAGAGGGGUUGGGUUAAAUGUGGAAGACACAUUUCAGUUGUACAACUGAUUAGGUAUCCUCCUUUCCAUUGGAGUGCUGUGAUUGGUUGCCCCAAAUUCUGGGGCCGGGCUUAGUGAAGGGUCAAUUGAAUAGGGUUUGCAAUAUUAAUAGGUCUGACAUGGAAGUGUGAAGCAACAUAUAGCCAUAACAAAUAUGGCCACUUGAUGCGGUAUUCAACCCAGAUGCUCUUAUAUUGUGAAUGUAGGCAAGUAUAUGUUUACCAGAGGCAGUCGUGUGCUGUUGUCAGUGGUCAAGUGGUUGAGGACUGCAGAGCAUUAAUGACUGUGUUUACACUUCAGACCAAGAUGCAGGAUUAUGACACAAACUCCACACUCUGCCAAUCAGCCUUCCACUGCUCAUACUGUAUGCAAUACAGGAUUGUGUUGAUAUACUGAUAUGCAGGUAUGAACACACUGUUAUUGCCUGUCUGUGACUGAUGUGAGCUUUUUGGCAUUAGGAUGGUUUGGACCUACAGUAUCUGUUGACAAAAAUAUAUUAUUUAAAGGUACUCUUAUGAGGGUAGGUACUACUGAAUUUUUACUCAAGGCAUGCAUUUCCAAACACACAUCCAAAAACAAUGUGACACGGAAUUCCAAUUUUGUGACCUUCAGUGAAAACUAAAAAAUAUAUGAACACUGUAUUCUCUGGUCAAUUUUGAUGAAAUGGAAUGUCUGGGCAUCGUGCAGGCGCAGAAUGUAAUUGAGUGGAGGCAAACUAAAGACACUGCUAUUGAAGCCUCCCCAAUAUUUACACCAAAGUGAAUUCAUUCAAAGAGCUACCAUUGUCCAGCAUAUCAACUCUGAAGUCAUUGCUUUUGGGUUUGUUAUUUUAGAUUUUUCAAUGACUCGUGAUGACUAUCGUUUUGUUUUUAGGAUCAAGUGCAUUGUAUGACCUUAAUUUGCAUUAAAUGUAGGCCCAUACAUUGUCAUACGCAAAUGUGUAUAAACCAUUGGUCAAGUUAUUCUCGCUUUACUUGUAUGGCUUUACACAGACAGAAAGAUGAAGUGCAAUCAUAAUUUAGCAACAUGUUUAAUAUUCUAUUGGUGUCCACAAAAUGUUUACACUUUUAAUCAUUGUAUUGUGUACUCAAGUCGAACACGUCUGAAUGACAUCCGUUCGACACUUGUGAUCUGUCAUUGUUUGUCAACAGAAAGAAAAUAUGGUUCCAUUAGGUACAGGUGGUUCAAUUUUUGUUACAGUUUGUAGAUUUACUGAUUUCUUGCUUGAAUUGUUUUAAUUAUUUGAAGGUAAUAUAAGCAAGGUACCUAGCUACAUGGCAAUUAAUUUGCUGGCUGAUUUUUAUGUAUGUAUUUAUUUUGUUAAAAUGUUACACUGCCCGUUGACGGAUCAAAGUGCUAGUAAUACACUGUGUACUAACUUAACACAUCCACAAACCAAACUAUCAGUACAGAUUGUAACAAGGGCUCGAGUUAACCUGUUAAUUCCAAUUUAUAUGUGAUCAUUUAUGACAUUUAUGUUUUACUGAAUAAUUAAUCGUUAUGGCUGUGGUUUGCCCCCGCAGGAGACAAAUAGUUUGUAUGACAAAUACUGUCCAAAGCAAGGCCAAAUAUAUAACAUAUCAUGACACUUUUACAAUCAAUGUAGGCUAACUGUUAUGAAAUAUGUUACCUUAAAUAGUACUAUGACGACAUAACAAACAGUAUCAGCUUGUCAAAAAAACAGACCACCCUCAAUUUAAUAGUUUGUGUCACCGUGGCAUAUCGCUUCAUAACAAAUACAAUGUGUGUUCUACACAGCAUACACAAAUUCUGCUAUUACCUUUACUGUCAAGUAUCAUUGUAUGCUUUAAGCAGGGAGUCGCCCCGCUGUGUAUGAUAUCAUAUUUCUGAGACUACUUUUAAUGAGUGCUACUGAAUUUUCUUUAAUAGUUACAUACACUGUAAUGCUUUUGAUAAAGGUUACUUUACUUAGUUAUUACUUAGUUUUACCUACUUACAGAAAAAACUAUUACUGUGUUACUGAAAUAUUUUCCCUCAAUAUGUACUUCCUUUCAUAGAGCAAAUGCCAGUGAUGACAAACAUGUCUCGCCUAAUUAGCAGAAAGGUUUACUUUUUUUUUAAACUUUUUUGUUUUUGUAGAAUGUUGUGCCAUUUACAGUGUUAUAUGCUUGGUAUUUUAGACAAUAGGAUUAAUGUUACAAAGUUAUGUACACUGUAUUGUGACCCCUGUUAUGAACUAUUGACACCUCAGAAGUCUAAACCAUUGACUACACUGAGUUGAAUAGUCACACAUUUUAGACAAUUUUUGUUGCUUUUUCCUGUCUUUUGUCUACUUUUUUUUCUUUGGUAAAUUGUUUAAUUCUAAUUUUUAUAUUCUAAAUUUGUAUUGGUAAAAUAUGGUGAAGUUACUGAAUGUCCACAUAUCAAGUCAGGAUACAGCUCUAAGUGAAAGCAUGAGAAUUUUAAGACAUUCCUUUUUGGAAGUUCAAAACCUCAGAGGCUUCAAUUUCAGAACUUUUUGGAUUACUCACUCUACAUUAAAAUGUGAUAUUUCA
Coregonus clupeaformis (lake whitefish) is the source of this 6265-nucleotide messenger RNA. RefSeq names its product rab11 family-interacting protein 2-like. Lineage: Eukaryota; Metazoa; Chordata; Actinopteri; Salmoniformes; Salmonidae. The transcript has 6 exons. Gene Ontology annotation, molecular function: small GTPase binding. The record is from RefSeq and is a predicted model, not a curated record. Gene Ontology annotation, biological process: regulated exocytosis. The coding region runs from base 455 to 1873 and encodes 472 amino acids. Gene Ontology annotation, cellular component: phagocytic cup; endosome.